Messenger RNA from Tuber aestivum (summer truffle), 4620 nucleotides. The record is from the annotation of a GenBank genome assembly. NCBI's taxonomy places the organism in Eukaryota, Fungi, Ascomycota, Pezizomycetes, Pezizales, Tuberaceae.
AAAUCCAGAAGGGUGACCAGUUGUAUUACUUUAUGUGCGAGUGCUCGAGCACAGUAUCAUACUCAGUACUCGAGUACUGCGAAUUCAUUCUUGCCGCUGGUGGAGCGGAGUUCCCACCCUCUCGGCAUGCCAUUAAUCGCCCCUCCUCCCUCCUCCCCCUUCAGCACAUAUUACCGUGUAGCCCGGAGUUGAGGUGCGUUUCUUAUCAGGCUGUUCGGGUUGAAGGGGUUUUUUUUUGUUUUUUCUGUUUUUUUUCUCCCUCUCACUUGGUUUUUCCCUUUGUUUCUUUUCUUUUUCUCCGCCUCUUUGCUUUCUUUCCUCUUUGGACUUUGCAUCAAAUAUUGAGACGAAGUUCCACGGUACGAGUACUCGUACAGUACCUGUCAGCACAUCAGUUUUUUUUCCCCUUCCUUUUUUAUUCCAUUUGCCAAUAUCAUUCUGUGAGCAUUUCUGUGUUCUACUACUUACCGUAUUGGGCAUGCAUUGUCGCCCCUUGCGCUUAGUUGGGUAGAACUUGAGGCACGAUACCGUAUGGGAAGAGGAGAAAUAGAGUGUCGCUCACCACUUCAACCUUCACCCCACACACCACUUGCAGACAAGGAGGAGGGAGACUCGCACCUUAUUAUCCUCUCCUCUUCUUUUCUUCCUUCUUUUCACCCUUACUCGAGAUCCCCCCCCCUUCCCCUUUUCAUCGAGGAGGAAAAAUAAAAAUAAAAGCAGAGAAACCCUGAGGAAAAAGAGUCUUCCUAACCUCCCAUUCCUUUGCUUUCGGUCGGGCUCCUUACCAUUACCUCUAUUCCCUGAACUCAUCACUCCCCGGUCGUCUCGCCUUGUCUCUGUGGCCAAAAUCCCAGGACCCCCCUCGCCAUCAAACUCCUUCUAAACUUGUCUACAGGCAAACUCGAACUCACACACACCACAUCACAUAUACGAUACAUAUCACACUCGCGGCCACCUUCUCCAAUCCUUCUCUCCUCAACUUCCCCCACACGUCACAUCCUCACCUGCACACCCUGAGCCGGCACGUUGCAACGCAGCAGCAGCAGCAUUCCUCCAUCUAUUUCAUCCACUACAUCCGUUCCUUCCAUCCUUACAUCUACACACUCAUCGAUUGUCCCCCGCUUAUAUUCCGGAUUUAACUUUGGUCGCCGCCUCUGUAUGCUGCCUGGUUUCCAUUUCGUUCGAGGUUUCCGCCGGUUUUUGGGUGCGGUCUUGUCUUAAAAUCCUUUCCCUUUACUGCCUUGUUAAAUUCCCGUCCGACGCCCUGUUUUCGCGACUGCGCUCCCGUCCGCUCCUUCAUCAUCACCACCAUCAUCAUCAUCACCACCACCACUAUCAUCCGUCCGCUUCUGCCGGCUGCAGAUAGUUGGAAUCCGGUUCCGGAUUGUUUUGCCCUUAUACUUAGUUUAAGCCGCACACUCGGCCCUUUAUUUUCGUUUAUAAAGUUGUAGUUACGAAUCGACGUCGGAUACCCUCCCAUCUCUUGACUCAACAAUCUUCGAAUUCCGCCACCCCUUACGCCCGGAAACUCAACAAAGCCGACCUUAGCUAUAUAUCGUACAAGGUUGGAAGAACUGUGGUGGCCCUAUCCAAACGGUCACGGCUUAUAUUUAUCGUUGGAAAAUGGAAGGGGGCGAUUACAGGAGACCCCUGAGUUUUAGCGCACGCCGAACGUCGGACUCGGACACUGGCGAUCUGGACGGCAGUGGGAUAUCUGGUAUGAGUUCACGUCCGGGUCGCUUGCCCGGGACAUCCAGGAGACCGGAGGCACUAACACAUUCACACCCCCGACCUUUGCCUACACCAACACGCCCUAUAGUGUCGCCCUUACAAAAUCUUCUCCCAUCUGCACCUGCAAGCCCACCUACCCCAGCGCCAUCACCAACACCGCAGAUCCAUCGCCUGCCAACAUGGUCGACUGCGAGUGAGAAUGAGGAUGCUUUUUUAAGGGAUGCUAGACCUCACUUUAGCAGACUGGAUUCCCAGGAGCGGCAGAGAUUUUUGGCCGAAAUUUUGAAUCUUUGCGAUUCGCAGCAGCUCAGUUUCGUGCUUAAUUACGUCUCACCUCGACUGAAAAAGGAUCCUUUCAAGUCUCUGCCGAAUGAGCUAUGUUUAAGAGUAGGCUCUAACAUUGAGUCAAUGAUCCCAAUCGAAUAUAUGCUAAAACCGUUUCUAGGUAAUCUCAUUCAUCGAUGACCCGAAAACACUAGCAAGAGCAUCACAAGUAUCCAAGCAUUGGCAUGGGCUUUUGAGUGAUGAUCUCACAUGGAAAAAACUUUGUGAGAAGCAUAGCUACAGACGUCUCAGCGGUGCUGCUGGGUACAGCUUGUCUAUCCAGAUGCAUCAUCACGACUCAGCUCUAUUCUCAACAAAUCCAAUAUCCCCUAAAGAAGCAACCUUUGCGCACACACUCCCAUCUACCUCCGGGUUCACUUCCGAAAUUUCACCCCAGAACAUGAGGGCGAAGAGAAGGCGACCGAAGGUUACUUCUUACAAAUCCCACUUCAAGCAGAGGUACAUGGUGGAGACUGCGUGGAGGACUGGUGGAAAGGCGAUAGCGAGGCAUAUUACACCUGAUCAGGGUGUUGUGACAUCGCUUCAUUUAACACCUGAAUACAUUGUCAUUGCCCUGGACAACGCCAAGAUUCAUGUAUUUGAUGCGGAUGGGCAACUCCUUCGAACCUUGACCGGACACGUGAUGGGUGUUUGGGCAAUGGUCCCGUGGGGCAACACAUUAGUAAGUGGUGGCUGCGACAGGGAUGUCAGAGUAUGGGAUAUGGAGAAGGGGUAGGUGCCUUUUGUGAUUUUGCUCUAUUAUGUUAUUGAGCUAACCCCGGUGAUCAUAGUGACUGUAAGGCCAUUCUGCGUGGUCACACCUCGACGGUGAGGUGUCUGAAGAUGAGUGACCACAAGACCGCGAUAUCCGGGUCUCGCGAUACUACCUUGCGGAUAUGGGACAUUGAGAAGGGAGUCUGUUUGAAUGUCUUAGUGGGACAUCAGGCUAGUGUUCGAUGCUUGGAGAUCCAUGGUGAUUUGGUUGUUAGCGGGAGUUAUGACACUACAGCAAAGGUUUGGAGCAUAUCAAAGGGGACAUGCCUGCGAACGCUUUCUGGUCAUUUCAGCCAAAUCUACGCUAUAGCUUUCGAUGGUAACCGUAUUGCUACUGGGUCGCUUGAUACCUCUGUUAGAAUUUGGGAUCCUCAUACUGGGUUCGUGACAUCCGUUUCUUCCACAAUGAAGGCGUGCGCUGAUCCUUGUUUCUGGUCUCCCAGAAAUUGCUUGGCAGUUCUCCAGGGUCACACAUCACUUGUUGGCCAGCUCCAAAUGCGUGGAAACACUCUUGUAACAGGUGGCUCAGAUGGAUCAGUCCGUGUAUGGAGCUUGGAGAAGUAUGCAUGUGUACACCGGCUCGCCGCUCAUGACAAUAGUGUUACAUCUCUUCAAUUUGAUGAGACUCGAAUUGUGAGCGGUGGAUCCGAUGGGAGGGUAAAGGUCUGGGAUCUUAGGACCGGUCAGCUCGUGAGGGAGCUUUCGAGCCCAGCAGAUGCUGUAUGGAGGGUCGCAUUUGAAGAGGAGAAAGCGGUGAUCUUGGCUUCCAGAGCUACCAGGACCAUUAUGGAGGUAUGUUAGAGUUGUUGCCUUUUCAUUCUUUUUUCCAUUCUUUUUUUUCCUCCGCCGCCUAACACCAAUCAGGUAUUCUCAUUUUCACCUCCCGCAGACUCCCUGGGAGAAUUCUACAGGGCCCCACGAGCCGUAUCAGAAGAGUCAUCUGGAGCCAUGGAGCCGGAUCAGGAGGCAGCGAUGGAGGAGGACGGUAUAUCUUGCGAGAUGGAGACAUAAUUCAACAUCCCAAAACGAUAUGCAAGGCGGCUAAACUAGGGUUCUUGGCUGGGGAAAACUCCCUUUGCCUUUGUGUUUGUUUGCUCAUUAUCGGGGUUUUGUUUUCCUCUUAAUUUUUAGUUUGGAAAGACGGGUGGGGCGUCAAUUGCUUGUUUGAUUUUCGUUGCCGUUUUUUCCACUCCCCUUAUCACUAUUCCCAUCGACUGUAUUUUCAAUCUUGGCUUUCUGUUUUCCCUUUUCUUAUAGCCCAUCUUUUACCUCCACCUUUGUUUUUCUUUCUUUCUUUCUUUCUGUUCUCUUGUUUUACCCCCAUUUCACUUUCUUGGUCUCAUUUUUGGAUGGCGGAGCGAUGGUAACUGUCCGAGUUGUUUUGCUGACGGGAUAUCUAUACAUACUGUUUCUCUUUGUCUUUUUGUUAUCCAUGCUUUCGAGUUCAUUGCAUGGGCUGUCAAAAAUGGAUGGGAAUAUCUGGCACUCUGGCAUCCAGCUAGAAUCAUAGAGUAUGAAAUGAUCAUAACUAAAGAAAGCCUGAUAGGUUGCGAUAAGUAAAAUAUGAACAAGAUGAUAAACUCCGAUUUGAUGCUAUAAGUUAGUGGGGGAUCUACUCGAGUGCUGGUAUGGCCGAUCCGAGAAUGAUGCCGGCCUUUGCACGUAGUCGGAAAUACGAAGGACCAAGUUUUUCCAGAACGGGGCCUGGCGGUCGGAUUCGAAGGGGUUGAAGUUUUCUGCUCCGCCUCGUAAGUUGGUGAUGCACGAUUGAACAUGCUAUCACAGAUUUCG